UUCCGCUGCCCACCUGUGGCAGAAACCGUUGUUACUUGACUUAUUAUUCGAAUUAAAAAGCAAUUAGUGUUCUCUUCACACAUCUUAACAUACUAAUGUUACGAUAGUGUAUCCAUGAUUCGUAAUGAACAAGCAGCAGCGUCCAGUUUGGAUGUAGGCCUACUUACGUUAAGCAGCUAGCUCACUGUUAGCCCCGGUGACGGGAGUACAGACGUCCCUAUCUCUCGGUGACGCCGUGUGGAUCCUCAAGUCAUCUGAAUUAAACCGUCUGCAAUUUGUUUUGCUGCAUGUCGGAGUUACCGGUUAGCUGAAGGUGUAUUUCUCCUCUCAUGGCGGAAGCUCAGACUGUUUUCACUGAACGAACAGGAGCUUUCAUCAUACAACAUCAGACAGCAGCCCAGGGACCCUCAGCACUCAGAGGGAGGAGCAGAGGAGUCCUCCGGCCCUCCCACUGGCUAUAAGACCAGGGGCAGACGGAAACACUCAGACAACAGGCACACGUGGAGCAAAGAGGCAGGGACAGAAAAAAGGACUUGGAGAGAGAGAGACCAAUAGAGAGCAGAGACAGUAAAACUGCUGCCACAGACUGGGAGUAGUUCUUUUGCUAUUGGGAUUGACACAGACAAAUAUAGAAACAAAGGACCAAGAAAGAGGUUUAAAGAGGAAAAAGAGGAAAAAAUCAACAACCAUUUGACUUCAACAUACCAUUUUACAUUUCUUCCACAGGAUUAAAAGAAAAAAGAACUGACAUUCGGUAUGUGAAGUUAUUUUUGUAUAAACCAAGGGAGAAAACUGCUGCUCUGAGGUCAAGCUGCUCUUGACCACUGACUAAGGAUCAACUCGCUGACCUUUUAUAACCCAUAUAUCUGACUCACCUGGCUAAACUCAUUUUGCAGAGAAGAAGGGGUAAAGUCAGAAGCAUCAACAGAACAUUUUCCAAGCAACUUCCGAUAACAAACGUCACAACUUGAACCUCAACCAGUGUUUCAAGGAUUGACUGGUAGCCGACAGAGCAUUGUUUCUGAGAAGAUGACAUUUGCCAUGCUGCGCACUGCGCCUCCCGCGGGCCGCUUCCUGUACGGCGACAUCGCCCUCCUCUCCGAAGACGACGAAGAGAAUGGCAGCGAGGGGUCUGGCUCCGAGGAGCGUACCACCAACUCUAACUUCCGCCUGUCCUCUUCGCCAUCUGCCUUUCACAUCAAGAUGAACAGGAAGAGGAAGCUGUGCGGGGCAGGAGGGUGCGAAGGGGUAGGGGUAGAUGUAGAGGCCAUGAUGGGGAGGCUCAUCCCCCCGGGGUCUCCCCCUCUUGGGGAGGGUCGCCAGAGGACUGCAGCCAACGCACGGGAGAGGGAUCGCACCAAUUCUGUCAACACGGCAUUCACAGCGCUGCGCACACUCAUCCCCACCGAGCCUGCAGACAGGAAGCUGUCAAAGAUCGAGACGCUGCGCCUGGCUAGCAGCUACAUCAGUCACCUGGGGAACGUCUUGCUUCUGGGCGAGGGGCUUCAUGAUGGACAGCCGUGCCACGCUCCCUCACCACCAUUCUUCCACGUUAACUCCUCCCCCAGCCGAGGAUCUGACCAAUCGGCUCAGCCAAAGCACAUCUGUACUUUCUGCCUCAGCAACCAGAGGAAAAUGAACAAAGACAGAGACAGGAAGACGGCCAUCAGAAGUUAACAAUGGAGACACGACCCACACGGAUGAAAUGCAGCGACGUUAAUGCAACUUGAAAACUUUUGAUGCAUUUCAAAGACUUUUGAAGGACUUCUUCAGCACUUCCAGGACUUUUCAAGGAACUUAACCAAGCUUUUUUUCUUACUUUUUCUAUCACUUUACAAGAACUUUUUACUUUUUGUCGGGUAUUUUCAAAAGAAAAUCUGAAACAGUACUUUUUAAAGGUCAAUCACAUGCUUAUCAAAGACCCUGACCUGCCUUUCAACAUGUAUAAGAGACUUUUUACUGUAUUGUUCAGAGACUCCGUGACUCUUUGUUCUAAGGAACUAAUGGCACAUGAUGGAAAAACACAGCUUUGAUGAAAACAAGUUUGUCUUUCAUAUGUUCUGUGUUAUUAAUGUGUAAACUGAAAUAUAAAUGUAUAUUUAUGUGACAUAACAUUAUAUAAUGAAAGUAUGUUAUUUAACCAACAUUGACAUUCACAAAGUGCAAAGGUGCAAGAACAUUAGCUAAUGGCACAAUUUAUGGCAUCCUAAAACGACAUGCUGGAAUUUUGUGGUAUUGUUUAUUUCUAAUGAUCAUCUCUGGAAAUGUCCUAAUAAUGCUGGAAAAUAACUCAAGAUGACCAAUAAAUUGUUUGUAUAUCUGGGA
Molecule: messenger RNA, 2325 nt
Organism: Eleginops maclovinus (Patagonian blennie)
Lineage: Eukaryota; Metazoa; Chordata; Actinopteri; Perciformes; Eleginopidae
Product: basic helix-loop-helix transcription factor scleraxis-like
Exons: 4
Coding region: 1030-1677 (215 amino acids)
Biological process (GO): regulation of transcription by RNA polymerase II; developmental process
Molecular function (GO): DNA-binding transcription factor activity, RNA polymerase II-specific; protein dimerization activity; RNA polymerase II transcription regulatory region sequence-specific DNA binding
Source: RefSeq, a predicted model, not a curated record